This is a messenger RNA of Dentiscutata erythropus, 620 nucleotides long. The record is from the annotation of a GenBank genome assembly. Lineage: Eukaryota; Fungi; Glomeromycota; Glomeromycetes; Diversisporales; Gigasporaceae.
AAUCGGUAAUCUUAAACAAUCUAAUACUCUUUCAAAUAAAAUAAUAGAUAUGAACUAUUAUAAAAAACGAACAAUAAAAUUGUUUAUGAAUAUAAAAGAAAAAAUAUUUUUAGAAACAGAUGUCAACAAAUUAGAAAACCAUAUGAAGCAAGAUACCAAAUGGUCUAAUUACCAAAAAAGUAAAUUAUCAGAAUAUACUAAACACACUUUAAAAAAUCUGGAUCUUUAUAAUAAGUUAAAAAACCAAAUAAUUAACUGCGAAGAUAUAGAUGAAAUAGAACACAGUAUCAUGCGAAAAUUCAAAAAAAUAUCUCACAUGAUGAAUUUAAAAUUAAAAAUUGAUUUAUUUCAAUAUAUCGAAAAUAAAUUUUUAAAUUUACAUAAAGAUUUUGAUAUCAUAAAUGAAGAUAAUAUAGAAGAUAUGAUAAAAAACGAAACAAGAUUUUUAUUAUUAAACACAUGUAAUGCUUAUGACGAAAAAAUAAAUUACUUGAUUGAAGAUCCCAUCUCUCAUGCAGAAUAUCAAAAAUUUCGACAAACAAUUUUCAAUACCUUAUUCAGAUACGAAACAAACAUCAAAUUAAACACAUACCUUGAUCUCGCUUCACACAACACCACAA